AAUCCAACCUUAGACUGCAAAUUGCAGCCACACUGUUUUACAUUCAUACAAAUUAAAAUAAAAUUUAUUUUAAAUGUACAAUUUUUGGCUAAUAGUAAUAAAUUAACAUGCUUUAAGCGUCGCAGCAAAUAAAACACGAAUACGCGGAGUGCUAAAUUAAGAAGUGAACGUUAACAAAACAACACCCAACGCAUAACAUAAGUGACAAAUUGUAUAUGGUUGUGGAAUUUGUGUAUAUAACAGAACAGUAUAUGUUAAAAUAUAAAUUAUCAGUUCAAGUUGCACAAAAAUGCACUGCUAAUUUGUUGGGCUUAGAAAUUUGGCUUUAGAACGUACAAAGCGUAUCAGCGUUGAAAGAAAAUUGCAUACAAUACACACACACACGCACACAGUUGUACAUUUGACGGAAGAGGAAAAAUUGCAUUGGCGACUGAAACGCAACAAUUGAACGCAACUGGAAUGCGUGCCGCCAUUCCGCCCGGCGUACGUGUUGUACGCGGUCCAAAUUGGAUAUGGUCGAAUCAAGACGACGGAGAAGGUCACGUUGGCACCGUUUGCGAAAUAGGACGCUGCGGAUCGACACAUUCACCGGAGAAUACGGUUGUGGUCAAUUGGGAUUCCGGCCAUCGCACCAACUACAGAGUGGGCUAUCAAAAUCAAUACGAUCUAAUUAUUGUGGACAACGCACAAGUGGGUGUUCGUCAUUCAAAUGUGGUUUGUGAUGGCUGCGCGAAGGCGGGCAUAGCCGGCAUUGUGUUCAAGUGCGCCCAGUGCACCAAUUACCAUUUGUGCGCCUACUGCUACGGCGGUAAUCUGCACAAUUUGGAGCAUCCGUUUGUGCGUUACACCACGCCCACAUCGUUGGGCGUACGCGUGCCGCCGCGCAAGGGAUCGCAGCGCAUACAGCUGCGCGGCAUCUUUGUGGGCUCGAAGGUUGUGCGCGGUCCGGACUGGGAGUGGAACGACCAGGACGGCGGUGAGGGCAAAACGGGGCGUGUUAUGGAAAUACGCGGCUGGGACAACGAAUCGUGUCGCAGUGUCGCCAACGUCUCCUGGGUAACCGGUUCAACGAACGUCUAUCGUCUGGGCCACAAGGGCAACGUGGAUCUAAAAUAUAUAGCAGCUACUUGCGGCGGACAGUACUAUAAGGAUCAUAUGCCGGUGCUGGGCCAGCCCGAGGAGCAGCAACCAAUCGUGGCCAUGGUGAAGCCAAGCUUCUCGGUGGGCGAUCGUGUCAAGGUCUGCCUCGAGGUGGAUGCACUGAUGAAGUUACAGCAGGGUCAUGGUGGCUGGAAUCCGCGCAUGGUUGAACACCUGGCCAAACUGGGCACAGUACAUCGCAUCACCGAAAAGGGAGAUAUACGCGUUCAAUACGAAAACUGCCCCAAUCGCUGGACUUUUCAUCCCGCCGCACUCGUCAAGGUUGUCUCGUUCCGUGUGGGCGAUUUGGUGACAAUUAUAAGCGAUGCACAAAAAGUACAGCAGCUGCAGAAGGGGCAUGGCGAAUGGAUUGAUAUCAUGCGUUAUGCUCUGGGCAAGCUGUGUAAAGUGGUCAAGGUGUAUUCGGAUGGAGAUCUGCGCAUACAGCAGCUGGACGAUGGCUUCGAGUGGACAUUGAAUCCGAAAUGUGUGAAGCUGGAGCGUUCACCAUUGGCGACGGCAGCCGAACGUUCCAAUAGCAUGAUGGACUUGAGUCAUCGCCGUACGGAUCAUGUGAUGACACCGCUAUCUGGUCUCUCCGGCAGCUCGGUGGCCGAUAAGUUGGUGCGCGAAGCGGCCCAGGGACAUUUGGACUUUGUGAAGCAAUAUCUGGAUGUGAAUCCUAGUCAGGUGGAUGUGAUGAGUGGCGGCAAGGCAUGCAUACAGGUUGCCUCACAUCAGGGAUUCGUCGAGCUGGUCAACUACCUCAUCUCCAAAGGCGCCAAUGUCAAUGUGGUCGACAAGGAGGGCGAUUCAGCACUGCACUAUGCAGCCUUUGGCAAUCAGCCGGAGACAAUGCGUGUGCUGCUCGAGAAUGGCGCCGCAGUGAAUUUCCUCAACUCCAGCCACUGUUCGGCGCUGCACAUUUGCGCGCACAAGAAGACGCCGCAUUGUGUCCGCGAACUGCUGCAGCACAAUGCGAACGUCAAUAUACAGGACUCUUAUGGUGAUACGGCGUUGCACGAUGCCAUCGGCAAGGAGAACACCGAAGUCGUUGAGCUCCUCUGCAAUGCGCCAAAUUUAGAUUUUACGGUGAAGAACAAUCGCGGCUUCAAUGUGCUGCACCAUGCGGCGCUCAAGGGCAAUGUGGUCGCUGCACGACGCAUCCUUCAGCUCUCCCGUCAACUGGUCAAUGUGCGCAAAGAUGAUGGUUUUGCGGCGCUGCAUCUGGCGGCGCUCAAUGGGCAUGCCCAGGUCGUCGAGACACUGGUCACUGAGGGUCAGGCCGAGCUGGAUAUACGCAACAAUCGACGGCAGACGCCAUUCCUGCUUGCUGUCUCGCAGGGACAUCCGAGCGUUAUCGAGCGCCUCGUCAAGCUGUCGUGUGACAUUAAUGCCAAGGAUGAGGAUGGCGAUAACGCGAUGCAUCUGUGCGUCAUCAAGAAAUCCAAUUUACAGCAAGCUGCAGAGCCAUCCCAAGAGGAUGCGCCCGAAAUUCACAAGUUCUUCGUUAGCCUCGCACAGACGAGUGUGCGCAGCGAGGAUCGCCUGAUGUACAGCGUCCUCAUUUACUUAUCCCGGCACGGCUGUCGCGUCGAGCUGAAUAAUGCCAAUGCCAGCAUCUUCGAGUGGAUCACAGAUCGCAACAUUAGGCAGCUGAUCUUUGGCCAGCAAACGGAGGACUCGGCUGUCACAACGACGACGACGACAUCAACGUCAGAGGCACCGACGCCUCUGCAACGUAAUAUGCAUGCCUUGGACAUAAACCCAGUGGACGAAGGAUUUGUAGUUGUUGGCGAUGCUGGCGAGGAUGCAGCGGCGACCACACUGACGCUACCACCGCCACCAAUGCAGCCCAAGCCCAGUGAGGCAACAACUACAGCUGCCGCCGCUUCUGCUGCUGCUGCUGGACUGCAGCCAUCGCCGGCGAACAAGAAACUCAAUUCGGAUGCCACAUGCAGUGCUGCUUCACCUCAGGUGGCGCCACGCAAAAAAGCACCAAAGCCGCCAGUGCCAACAACAGGAACAACAGCAGUCGACUCAAGUGCAUCUGCAGCUGCAUUGCCGGGCAUAAUCACUGGGCAGUUGGAGUGCAUCGUUUGCAAUGAGCCGCUGCAGCUGGUGCGCUUCGAGCCGUGCCUGCAUCAAAUUGCUUGCGAGGAAUGCAGCAUACGUAUGAAGAAAUGCCUGCGCUGCGGCGUUGCCAUUGAGCGACGUUUGGAUGCCAAUGGCCGGCAAAUCGUUAGCCAACAGUUGUCGUCGACAUCGUCGCCCAGCGACCAGGCGCGUCUGCCUUCUGGUGAUCUGUUGCGCUAUCUGGAGAACAAAGUGCAGGAGUUUGAGGAGUCACACUUUUGUGGCAUUUGCAUGGAACGCAAACGGGAUGUGGCAUUCCUUUGCGGCCACGGGGCCUGCUCUCAUUGUGCCGAAACGUUGCGCACUUGCCACAUGUGCCGCAAGACGAUACUAAAGAAGAUCAACCUGUACUGAGCACCCAGUGCACCCAGCAAUUCGUAACCAAAGUGGCUUGUAUAUAUAAAUACUACAAAAGAUGUUUAAAUUACAUACGCAUAUAUUUUCCGUGGAUAACGUUGCGUGUCGUCAACACCUGAUACCACCAAUUCGAUCCAGCAUCAUGACUUUAUCUUAUCUUUUUUCUUUCAUUGUUUUUAUUUACUUUUUUUUUUGGCAAAUUUACUCCCAUCUUAUUAUUUAUUGAGCACCAGAUUGGAAUUGUUUUCGCGUUUCUGUAAACGAUUUACAUAAGGCAUUAAAUACUACAUGUAAACAAGAAUUGUUGCACUUACCACAUCAACACACCCAUAUACACACACACGCGCACACACAUACUCCUUUACAACCACACGCACACAUGUCAAUAGUUUAUUAGCAUCGUUUAACGACAUCGAAAAACUAAUUAAAAUAUAUUAGAUGUGUAAUAAUGUAAGCAUUUUAAUUGGAAACCCCAGAUCAUUUGAGUUAUUUUGGAGGAUUAUCAGCCAGUUAAAACUCCAGACGCAUUCGAAUUUCCUAGAAGGACUUUCAUUCUUGAUAGUUUGAAUGAAUAUUCCAGCUAGAUUUUCUUCCUUCAUUAAAUAACUUAUUGCCAGUAACCCGAGUCUCUUAUUAUCUGGAACCGCUACACAAAUGUCUAUCAACAAUUAAAAGUUGCAGAUUGUAUAUAAAUUUAAUAUUUAAAAAUGUAUCUUUGUAGAUCCUACUUGUGAAAAUAUUUUUUUAGAUUCUGCUUUCCAUCAAAUUUUAAUAAUUAACUGUUGAAACCUCUCAUUUAUUAGAUGUUUUGAAAUCAUUAAAUGUUAAAUAUGGUAGUUAUAAUCAUGUUGUGUUUGGCCUCUUUUAUAUAAAUUUAAGUUUUUUAAAAUGUGUAAUUAAUUGCGCAUUGUAAACAUCUCUAGAAUGUAGAAACAUAAUUUAUUUACAUAUAUAUUAUUAUGCUAAGUUUGCUUCCAGAUAGUGUGUCUAACCGAACCAUCGAAUCGAGUAAAGUCCUGCCGGCAAAGGGUGCAUUUAACAAUCGAA
Molecule: messenger RNA, 4680 nt
Organism: Drosophila grimshawi
Lineage: Eukaryota; Metazoa; Arthropoda; Insecta; Diptera; Drosophilidae
Gene: mib2
Product: E3 ubiquitin-protein ligase MIB2
Exons: 7
Coding region: 460-3630 (1056 amino acids)
Biological process (GO): protein ubiquitination
Cellular component (GO): cytoplasm
Molecular function (GO): protein binding; ubiquitin-protein transferase activity; zinc ion binding
Source: RefSeq, a predicted model, not a curated record